UAGCAGCGUGACUACAUUUGGUUGCUGUGUUUUGUCAGCUCUGGACUGCAGAGGUCUGGCAAAUGCUGCUUACUUUCUCCUGAGCCCUUUUUCAGACCAAGCUCAUCCUAAGUUGCUUCUAACUUUGCUGCUGUUGCUGAGGCUGAUCUAGGAAUUGGUCAUUCCAACAAGGUGUCAAGCAAAGAGAAGAAUCAACUGGCGCCUUCAAGAUGAGUCUUCUUCGUCUCCCACUUUUCGCUGCUCUACUCAGUGGUAUCUUAUGCCAGUAUGAUUAUUACUAUGAACCUGCAUCUCUGCUGGGACCCUCAGGACCUAAUUGUCCAGAAGAGUGUGAAUGCCCAAUAAGUUUCCCAAGUGCCAUGUACUGUGACAACCGCAAACUAAAGUACAUCCCAAUAGUGCCUUCAGGAAUCAAGUACCUUUACCUGCAAAGAAAUCAGAUAGAUUCCAUCAAAAAUGGCGUCUUUGACAAUGCCACAGAGCUCUCUUGGCUUAUCUUGGAUGAAAACCAAAUUGUCAACAGCAACAUAGGAAAAAAAACCUUUUCCAAGCUGAAAAAGCUGGAAAGGCUGUACAUGAACAACAACAAACUUACAGAGCCUGUUGGACCUCUCCCCAAUACCCUGCAGGAGCUUAAACUUGCAAAUAAUGAAAUCUCAAAGUUUCCAUCCAGCCUUUUGAAAGGACUCCAAAACCUCACUGUUAUUCAACUUCAAGAAAAUGAGUUGCAGGAUGAUGCUCUUGCUGGAGUCUUUCAGGGACUUAACUCUCUGACGUACCUUGACUUAAGCACCAAUAAAUUAAAAAGAAUGCCUCAGGAUCUUCCAAGUGCUCUGGAGAUGUUAUAUGCUGAUCACAAUGAAAUCUCCAAACUUCCAGUCAACUACUUACAAAAACUCCCCAAGCUGCAGUACCUGAGAAUCUCACAUAAUCAGUUGGUGGAUUCUGGCAUUCCCGCUGAUUUCUUCAACGUCACUUCUCUUAUCGAGCUGGACUUGUCUUUCAACAAGCUGCAGUCCAUCCCAGUCAUUAACGAGAAUUUAGAGAACCUCUACUUACAGGUCAACGAAAUCAACAAGUUUGAUCUGGCUAGCUUCUGCAAGAUCACUGGGCCACUAAACUACUCCAGACUGAAACACCUGAGAUUGGAUGGAAACAAUAUCACCCGCAAUGACUUGCCAGUGGAUAUCUCAAACUGCCUCCGCCAAGCCAGUGAAGUCAUCUUUGAGUAAAGGCCUGGUCUAGUGUUAAACUAGGGGUCCUGGUCUGUUUUCAAUCUUUCCAGUAGAUCAGGAAGCUUCUGCUCUGUUAACCUCAGCAUUUUUCAAGAUUUUCGUAUUGUUAAGAGUAGCAAAACCAACAACAGAGGUUCAGUAUUUUGAUGUGCAUGAAACUAUUCAGAAAUAAUGAUAAGAAUCCGUAGGAAGUGUGUGGUAUAAAUGUUCUCUGAAUAUACUAUUGAAUAUUGAUAUCAUACCAGUACAUUAUAUAGUAUGUGUUCUUAAGGAAAGAAGACUUUUAUUUGAGCAAUGUAUCACUAAAUAUGUUGCGACUGUGAUUCUGUAGCAGAAUAUACACGGUUAAAAACAUUAUAAAGGUAAACUUACUUGUUGACCAAGCAAGAUUUUUCUUUCUCAUAUUAAAAUGUACUCUUUUUGCUUCUAAAUAAGAAUACCUUUCUUACAUUUUCUUAAAUCUUUGAAACAGGUUAGUAAGUUAAGCUCAUGGGUAACUGAUUUGUUUCAGGACCACAUCUCGCAAAACACAACUCACCGUAGCUGUGCUGGUUAAAGGGUACAUUAACCUUUGUGUGUGAAGUUGUUGUGGACUUUCUUGUUUGCUUUUAAUACGCUGUUAUAUCAUCAUCUAGCAAUGAAUAACAAAUGCAAUACAUAAUUACAUUUGCGGAAUACGAAAUGUGGUCUUGAAACUCAAUACAUAACAUACAAGAUUUCUGUCAGUUACAUGAGAUACAUAGUGUCACUAAAUGUCAGCAAGGAAAUGAUCUAGGAAGGUAUUGCUAGAUUACAUUUGAUAAUUAUGGUAAUCAGUAUUUAAGCAGCUGCGGAAAAUAUCAGAUGCUACUAAAUCUGAAUGGAACUAAAUACAUUUUAAUCUCUGCUAUUGCACUAAAGUUUAUUUAGUUUAUCCAGAUUCAUGAUUCAUGUUUUAAGCUAUGGGUACCAUGAGCAUAUGCAUUGCUAUACAAAGUAAACUACAACCAAAGUCUAUCAAUACAAUCUAAAGAAAAUCACCUUCAAAGUGAUACAAUAAUGCUUCUAGGUAAAUGUAGUGCCCAGUGUUUGAUGUAGUGAAUGUUAAGUGUUUAUCACAAUGAAUGUUUUUUGUAACCUGGGCUAAAAAAAAGCUGCACUGAAUAAACAUGAUGUGUAAAAUUAUUCAGUCAUUAAUUUAGUCUUUUAUUAUUAUUUUUUUUUACAUUUUAAAUCAUAGUCAAAAAAAUCUAAAUAAAACAGACUUUGACAUUCAUCUUAUGCCAUGUAAACCUAUAUGCAACAUUCUCAAUUACUUGCAUGCAUUUUAUAGUAACUUUGUAAAAAAUCAAAUAAAACAUAGCAAUUCAA
This is a messenger RNA of Acipenser ruthenus (sterlet), 2585 nucleotides long. Its product is annotated as lumican. The record is from RefSeq and is a predicted model, not a curated record. NCBI's taxonomy places the organism in Eukaryota, Metazoa, Chordata, Actinopteri, Acipenseriformes, Acipenseridae. Bases 210 to 1232 code for a protein of 340 amino acids. Gene Ontology annotation, molecular function: protein binding. The transcript has 3 exons.